UUCUCUAAUUUUUAUGGUAGUUAAUGAUGACAGACAGAAUAUCAAUCACAUGUGUCUACGUGUCCUCCUGAAAUAUCUGGAAUUAGAUCACAGCAGAGGUUUGGUGGAAGAAACUUAAGGAAACCACUCAGAAAACAGGCUGGCUGUGAGCUUCGAGGGUGUGGAGCUGUUGCAGUUGUUGAUCCAGGAUCCAGGAAGUAAAAUCAUAACAAAAGGCAGUGAGGAAGCUUUCCAAUACAUUUUCCUCAUUAGCAGUUUUUGGUUUACACAGUCAGGAUGAUGCUGGUCUUGGUGUUAUUUGGAGUCCUCGUAGUUGGAGUUUAUUUUCUUCUCCACAUGACUAUACUCAAGCAGCCCAGAUGUAAAAGUACUGCAAAACUCCACGGGAAAACUGCCAUCGUCACUGGUGCAAACACCGGCAUUGGUAAGGCCACAGCGAUGGAACUGGCCAGGAGGGGGUCAAAGGUGAUCCUGGCUUGUCGGGACAAACAACGAGGUGAAACUGCCGUUAAGGAAAUUAUUCAGGAAACGGGGAACAACCAGGUGAUCUUCAUGCAGCUCGACCUGGCCAGUCUGCAGUCGGUUCGCUCUUUUGCUGAAAGGUUUCUGCAGUCCGAGUCAAGGCUGGAUCUUCUCAUCAACAACGCCGGACUGAUGAAUGGUGGAAAUACAGAAGAUGGCUUUGGGAUGAUCUUUGGUGUCAAUCACCUGGGUCACUUUUUGCUGACAUUGUUGCUCCUUGAUUGCCUGAAGGCAAGUGGGAAAAGCCGUGUGGUGACUGUGGCCUCCAAAGCCUAUGAGAUUGGAAGAGUGGAUUUUAACUGCCUGAACACUCACAGAGAUUUGGCUGCGGGCACUAGCUACUAUCAGGUCUUCAAGAAAUACUGCCACAGCAAACUUUGCAACAUCCUCUUCACCUAUGAGCUAGCCAAGAGGCUGCAGGGCACGGAUGUCACCUGCUACAGCCUUCAUCCUGGACCCAUAAAAACAGAGAUUAGUCGUUAUGCAGGCAUGUGGUGGAGGCUCUUCUUCAUGCCGAUCAUCUUCCUGUUCUUUGUGGAUGCUGACUCUGGCGCUCAGACUACUCUUCACUGUACCCUGGAACAAGGCAUCGAGCACCUCAGUGGCCAUUACUUCACCAAAUGUGCGCCGCUGCUCAACAUCGAUCCGAAGGCGAGAGAUGAUGUAGUGGCCAAGAAGCUGUGGGAGCUCAGUGAGAGUUUCUGUGGUCUGUCAUAAAACCGGCCCUGAAAUUGGGGCUUUGUCUUAAUCUGUAGUGAGCAUAUAAACUUUACAAUGGGCUUCCUUUUUCCCAUGUAACUUGAGCCUUUAGUAUAAAUGAUUAGCAGUCAGACAUAAAGCCAGAGUCUCCUUGAAAACCUUAAAAGAAUUAAAAGUUGAAAACAGUAUUAAGCUGUUUCCGCAGUGUGCAGAAUCUUAGUCGUGACAGUUUGUUUCAAUGUAAAUAUAUUGCUCAUGAAUAAAAAUCUCAGGUCUUUAUCAUACAAUUGCAGCUCUCAGAAAAUCCGUCACUUGCAGUUCAGUCCAUACGUUUUUGGACAAAGAUACUAUUUUUUUGUUGUUGUAAUUUUGCCUCUGUGCAACACCACAGUGGAUUAGAAAGGAAACAAUCAAUAUGUGAUUGAAGUGCAGACUUUCAACUUAAAUUUUUUUGCAGCUGGUUUAACAAAAGCAUUGCAUUAACUAGAAUUAGAGUCAUUUUUAUACAUAGCUUUCCAUUUUUAGAGGCUCAAAAUUAAUGGAACAAUCGACUGAGAAGCCGUUUCAUGGCUAGGUGACGCAUGUUCCCUUGUAAUUCCAUGAAAAUUAAGCCUAUAAAAGAUCUGGAGGUGAUUCGAGGUGUUGAAUCUGCAUUUAGAAGCCAUUUACUGGAACUCUCAAGGGGCCUCCUACACUAAUAUGUGUGUAUAACCCGGUGCACAAAACCACACACAUGUGCACCAACCAGUUUUGUUCUUACCACUGUUCGUUAGUGAAUCAGAAUCAUUGUAAAUAAAUAAGUUCGGGCAACUGACAUGCUAGCUGUAAGCUGCCACACCCCACUUCUCCAUGCACCAUAGCCCCACCCUUGGGGUGAAGUAGGGAAAGCAGUGACAAUGAUGUAAGUUGGGAUUCACAUGGAUGCCUACAUUUUGAUGCCAAACUGCAACUACUUUCUGUCUUUGCCUAAAUGUGAUUUGGCUGGCUGACACCUGUGCUGGUGCAUCAUAAGUUGAAUUUCUCUUGCCUUUCAGUGCAAGCAGGACCAGCAAAGCGAAGCAACAGAUCCAUUUCCAAAAAUUUCUAAAACAACCCUGCCUUCAUCAUUUGUUCAUGGUCUGAGGCAGUUCUAAAUUUAGUUGUAGAGUACAAACAAAUUCAGCUACGAAAAUGAUGAUUGAAUCAUAGAUUCACACAUGAAACAGUUGUAUGAAUGGUUUAAGUAAAGAUUUGUGCAUACUGUUUACACUGAUAUUCAGGAAGGUCAGAUUAGACUUUGCCAGAAGUGCCCAUCCAGUUCUGGGGAAAAAAAAGAAACAAAAAGAAAAAAUAUUUGGGCAGAUGAAACCAAGAAUGAACCAGAAUGAUGGGAAGAAAUAAGUAUGGAGAAGGAGAGAAACAGCUCUUGAUCUGAAGUGUACAACAUUGCCUCUACCAUGUUUGAUAGGUAAUGUUUGGCAAUGGCAGCGUGUGUGGAACUUGAUCACUAGUGUUUAUUGAUGAAGUGUCUGCUGUUAGAAGUAGCAAGAUGAAUUCUGAGGGCUGUACUCCCUGCUCAGAGUAUUCAGCCAAUUGUUGCAAAACUGAUCAGAUAAUGACUCACAGCACACUACAAAAGGGUUUCUCAAGGAAAAUGAAUGAUCAAGUCAGUCACUUGAUGGCAAUCCAAUAGAGUGCACACCUUUCAGUUACUGAGGAAAAAAACUGAAGGCAGAAAACUUCACAAACGAUCAGCAACUGAAGAUAGCUGCAGUAAAGGCCUAGCAGAGCAUCCCAAAGGAGGAAGGCCGGCAUCUGGUGAUGUCCAUGAGUUUUAGACUUCAAACACUCAUUGGUUUCAAAAGAAUCCAAUCUAAUCCAAUCAUUAACACUGUUCUCGCAUUUGAAAAUAUGUCACUUUGUCCUGUUGAGCCUCUGAAAAUAUGGGACUAUGUGCAAAAAAGGCUGUAAUUCCUAAACAGUGAAUGCAACACUUGUUAAACUCCUCGAAGCUGAAACUCUGCAGUUUAGUCACAUUUUGAUUGCUUGAUUUAAAAUCCUCUGGAGUGGCGUACUCAUCGACAAAAUUACAAAAAUGAAAAACCAUACAACCAUCGGAUCUACCCAUACAAAUAAAAUGAAAUCUUAAUACACUCCCAAAUUUUGAAUGACUAAAUUUAAAGUCCCAAGUUACAUGACAAAUGUUUUGGGUACCUGUCUGUCAUAGUUUUACUUUAUGAUCUAGCAAUACUUCAGUCAAUGUGGACACAUGACUUGGUUUGUUCAGGAAUACCAUCCAUUUAAAUGUAUUUGAAACACAUUGCAGAUGUAUGCGAUAUUAUGUCAGUAUAUUACAGUAUAUUCAUGCUAAAUCCAAGAACUUAUUCAGGGUGAAGUCAGACAAAAUGCUUCCAUUUCUACUGAUUUCAAACAGUUAUUACUUUGUUUGUAUCAUCUAGAGUCUCUUUCUUUGAGUAAUUUUUAUUCCUAAAUAGGGUUGGAGUACAGAGGUCAUCAACAGCCAUGUCCAGGAAGACUAUUCCAAGACUAUGUUUUACUACAUUAGUUACAUUCAAGUUACUUUUAUACAAUGAAUUGACUAAAAGUUCAAACUUAUGGCUUUGACGGCUGAACAGAGAUAUUUCAUUAACCGUUGAGUAAUUAGAAGUAUUUUUAAGGUCAAAUGUAUUUGGAUAAAUUAGGCCUAUACUUCAGUGUUUUUCAUCAGUCUGGUUGAGAUCAGGUGAUUGAUUGCAGAAUAGUCCACUUUUUACCUUCACAACCUGUGUGUGAUGUGCCAUCUAAUUGCCUAUACUGCAUUUGGAUAAAUCUGAGAACACAGUAUAGUGCUGUACAUGUCACAACUCAUGCUUUUGUCUUCUGUCAUGUCAACAAUAAACACUGUA
Messenger RNA from Archocentrus centrarchus (flier cichlid), 4106 nucleotides. RefSeq names its product dehydrogenase/reductase SDR family member 13-like. The transcript is spliced from 5 exons. The record is from RefSeq and is a predicted model, not a curated record. Bases 277 to 1239 code for a protein of 320 amino acids. NCBI's taxonomy places the organism in Eukaryota, Metazoa, Chordata, Actinopteri, Cichliformes, Cichlidae.